UAUGUGGAAACUGGAAAGGAAGUUGUAACUCGUUCUCGUUUACUCGACGUGACUAUUUACGUGCCAGGCGGUAGUAUGACACUGGCCACUUGGAAAUCAUAUCAAUAUUAUUGUUACGAGAUGACAGUAAUUCAAUCUAAAUAUUGAACAUACCUACCUAGUAAUGAAUAACUAAUAAUGUUGAUUAUGAUUUAGUUGUAAGACGCGAAUAGUAAAUCCUCGAUAUGAUAAACAUUUCAAGACUUAAAGUGCUGUGACAUUGAAUUUCGUUAAAAAUAAAUAAAAAUUAUAUAGAUAAUUAAUAUAAAAUGUCUGCCUUUCCGCAAGUCAAGGGUUACCAAAUAAUUAAAAAUAUCGGAAAAGGAAGCACGUCAACUGUGUAUCUAGCUCAUGUCAAGGAGAAAACCAAAAAUAUGGUUGCAAUAAAAGUUAUAGAACGCAGUAAAUUAUCCAAGAGUGCAGAGGAUGCUGUAGUAACUGAAAUAGGAGUGAUGAAAAAAUUUAAACAUAAACAUAUUGUUCAAAUGAUUGACUUUAUAUGGGAUCGUAAAAAUAUUUACAUUAUACUGGAACAUUGUGAUGGUGGUGAUUUGUCAACAUUUAUUAAACAACGUAAAAGACUAUCUGAAAAAGUAUGUCGUAAAUUCAUGCAACAAUUAGCCUUGGCUCUGCAAUUCUUAAGAUCUCAUAAUGUUUGUCAUCUUGAUCUCAAACCUCAAAAUUUACUACUUAUGAGGUCACCACAACUAACUUUGAAAGUUGGAGAUUUUGGCUUAGCAAAUUUUAUGAGUGAAAAAACUCAAAUGGAAAAUAUUCGUGGUUCACCUCUAUAUAUGGCUCCUGAAAUGUUAUUACACAAUCGAUAUGAUGUUAAAGCGGAUCUUUGGUCAGUUGGAGUGAUUGCUUAUGAAUGUAUAUUUGGACGUGCUCCGUACGCUUCAGAUUCUAUAAAAGAUUUAUGUGAGAAGGUUAAAAAAGUCUUACCAAUAGAAAUACCACCUAAUCAAGUCAGUUCAGAGUGUAGAGAUUUAUUAUUGGGUCUUCUCAAACACAACCCAUCUGAGCGAAUGAGUUAUCACCAGUUUUUUAAACACCCAUUUGUAGAUUUAGAUCAUAUGCCUACUACUGAAUCAUAUGCUAAAGGACUUGAAGCUAUUCACCAAGCAGUACAACUAGAUUCUGAAAAGCAAUAUAAAGCAGCAUUUAGUAAAUAUUGCAUAGGUCUGCAGUAUUUAAUUCCUUGUUCCCAAAAUGAACCUGAUAAAAUUAAAAAAGAAGCAUUCCAAAUAAAACUAAAUGAGUACAUUAAGCGCGCAGAAGAAUUGAAAGCUACUUUAUAUGUUUCAAAGAUCAAAAUUAGUAGUGAAGAAAAAGCAGACAACUCUUCAACAUCAUAUGAAGACAGUUAUCCAACAUUAACAUCAUUAUGUCAAAACACACCUCAAUUAGCCAAUGCUGUAGAAAUUGCACUAUCUGGUCAAAUGUAUCUAGUUGAAGGACAAUAUGAAGCAGCCUUAGAGAAAUAUACAAUUGGUUUGAAUUUAUUAGAAAAGCUUCUAGAGAAAGAACCUCCGGGUAUCCGAUAUAAUUUACUUAUCAAACAGGUGACUGAUUGGACAAGCCAGUGUGAAAAUGCUAGAUUAUUAUUACAGUCCAAGGAUCAAAAAGUUAAUGAUCAACCUAUUGAUGUUCCUGAUGGAUUUUCCCCAAUAUCCAAAGGUAAAACAGAUAAGAAGUCUCCAAAAUUAUUCCGUGUUGUUAGUAGACUAGUUCUAAGAACAAAUAAUAGAAGUAGCUUAUCCCCUGAAAAAAAAUAGAACUUUACUAUUUACAUUAAUUUUUUUAACUAUUAUAUAGUUUUUUUUUUAUAUAAUAAUAUUUCAUACUAUAUUUGCAGGUAAGUGCCUGUUAAUGAGUUGCGCAUGUUUGAUUUUAAGUGUUGGCAUUGUUUAUAUGUCAAAUUAUUCUAAUUAAAUUAAAUAAAUAUUAUUUGUGAAUUAAGAGGAUACAACAGUAACAAUUUUUAAGAGGUUUGACGUAUAGAUUAUUAUUUCAAAACAUAAAGUGAAAUGAAAAUUAUUACAAUAUUUUUUCAACUUUUUUUAGUAUUUAAACAUUAUUCAUUGAUAGCAUCUGUGACUCUGGAUCAUUUUCUUCUCUUAAUCCUAAUACUUGUAUGAAACUAUUUCUUGUGAAACAUUCAAAAUUGUAUGCUAUAUGAAAAGAGUAGCUGAUGAACCUUGUUGCCUCUUUAAAAUCCUUGCAUUGAAAAUUAUAAACUUUUUAAUUUUAAAAUAAAAUGUUACAUACAAAACACUUAAUAUUUCAUUUGAUAUUAUACAGAGAUAAAUAACUAGUUGUGGUAUUAAUAAUAUGUAUCUCAGUUAGAAAAAGUUAUUGUUGCAAUCCCUUAAUCUUAGGAUCUGUUUUUUUUUAAUCUGAUUUUAUGUUUUUUUAUCAAGAAGACUGAAAAUCAUGUUAAAUUGUUAAAAUAUGAUUAAUCAAUGUAAAAGUUAUAUUAAUAUUUUACAAAUAUGUUCAAUU
Rhopalosiphum padi (bird cherry-oat aphid) is the source of this 2544-nucleotide messenger RNA. Its product is annotated as serine/threonine-protein kinase ULK3-like. Gene Ontology annotation, biological process: autophagy; protein autophosphorylation; peptidyl-serine phosphorylation. The transcript has 7 exons. The record is from RefSeq and is a predicted model, not a curated record. Gene Ontology annotation, cellular component: cytoplasm; autophagosome. Gene Ontology annotation, molecular function: ATP binding; protein serine/threonine kinase activity. The coding region runs from base 309 to 1817 and encodes 502 amino acids. NCBI's taxonomy places the organism in Eukaryota, Metazoa, Arthropoda, Insecta, Hemiptera, Aphididae.